AUGGGAAAGAUCAUCUUCUACGAGGACAGGAAUUUCCAGGGCCGCUCCUAUGAAUGCAGCGGGGACUGCGCCGAUAUGUCCUCAUAUUUCAACCGCUGUAACUCCAUCCGUGUUGAAAAUGGGAACUGGAUCUUGUACGAGCACUCCAACUUCAGAGGACACCAGUACUAUCUUAGGAGAGGCGAAUAUCCGGAUUUCCAACAAUGGCUGGGAUUCAAUGACAUCAUUAGGUCUUGUCGCUUGACCCCACAGCAUCUUGGGCCAUUUAGACUUAAGAUCUAUGAGCGAGAAGACUUCAAAGGUCAGAUGAUGGAGUUCACUGAGGAUUGUCCUCAUGUCCAAGAGCAAUUCCGCUACCAUGAUAUACACUCCUGCAACGUCCUGGAUGGACACUGGGUGUUCUACGAGGAGCCCAGCUACCGGGGACGUCAGUACUACCUGAAGCCUGGGGAGUACCGGAGAUACACCGACUGGGGCGCUUUAAACUCUAGAAUUGGCUCUUUUAAACGUGUCCAGUAUCUACAUUGA
Molecule: messenger RNA, 528 nt
Organism: Pseudophryne corroboree (corroboree frog)
Lineage: Eukaryota; Metazoa; Chordata; Amphibia; Anura; Myobatrachidae
Product: gamma-crystallin 1-like
Exons: 3
Coding region: 1-528 (175 amino acids)
Biological process (GO): lens development in camera-type eye; visual perception
Molecular function (GO): structural constituent of eye lens
Source: RefSeq, a predicted model, not a curated record